Molecule: messenger RNA, 615 nt
Organism: Rhodamnia argentea
Lineage: Eukaryota; Viridiplantae; Streptophyta; Magnoliopsida; Myrtales; Myrtaceae
Exons: 2
Source: RefSeq, a predicted model, not a curated record
CCCAUCUUUUUUCCCUUAUCUAUUUCGUGGUUAGGUGAUAUUGUGUGCGAACAGUUGCCUACAGAACUCUGCUCGUUCUCGAUUGCGUCCAACGGAAGGCGAUGCGUCCUGGAGAACUACGUGAGCCCAACGGAUCGGAAGAUGGAAUACGAAUGCAAGACCUCUCAGGUGGCUGUGGAUAUCAUGCACGAGUGGAUCGAGACCGAUGAUUGCACCAGCGCCUGUGGAGUGGAUAGGGAGUCUGUGGGCAUAUCUUCAGAUGCUCUCCUUCAGCCUCACUUCACUGCCAAGCUUUGCUCGACGGCAUGUUACCUCAACUGCCCUAACAUUGUUGAUCUUUACUUUAACUUGGCACUCGGAGAAGGUGUUUAUUUGGCGAAUCUCUGCGAGCUGCAACGAAGAAAUCCGAAGCGGGUCAUGAGAGAGGUCCAAAGUUCCGGCGCAGCAUCUGGUCCCAUCAGCACCGCGCCUAAGGCGAGUCAUGCCGGUGAAUAUUAUGAGAUUGGAUAUGCCCCUGCUCAAGCUCCAAUGUAUUAGUAGUGGUCAGAGUAAUAUAUAUUUUUGUGUUUGUGGUUGUAUCUGUCAAUUGCUCUAGCUUGCCAUGUAUUUGCCUAU